UGUAAAAGAAUAGUAUAAACGGGAUAGUAUUCGUUCAGUGUUAUAUAAUUAAGUAUACAAUUUAUAUUUUGUAAAUAAAUAAAAUUUAUAUUCUUAAAAAUGAGUAUAGAUAAAGAAGAAAAAAAUAAUUUAGAAACGAAUGAAUUUAUUAAAUCUAAAGAAAAAAAAAAGCGACAUAUAAAUGAAAGUCAUAAUAUGGAAGUUGAAGUAAUUAAUGGUAUAGAAGGAAAAACAAAUUCGUAUAUAACCUCAAAAAAAGCUAAAACUGUACAAGGCAAUGAACAAAGGAAGAUAUCUGUACCUGCUCAUAGAUAUACUCCUUUAAAAGAAAAUUGGAUGAAAAUAUUUACACCCAUUGUUGAACAUUUGCAAUUACAAAUUAGAUUUAAUUUGAAAACUCGAAAUAUAGAAUUACGAACAGCUCCAGAAACUCCUGACAUUGCUAAUCUACAGAAAGGAGCAGAUUUUAUAAAAGCAUUUAUUUAUGGUUUUGAAGUAGAAGAUGCCUUAGCUUUGUUACGUUUAGAUGAUUUAUUUGUAGAAUCAUUUGAAAUUCAAGAUGUAAAACCUCUAAAGGGUGACCAUCUUUCUAGAGCAAUUGGAAGAUUGGCUGGAAAAAGUGGAAGAACAAAAUUUACAAUAGAAAAUGUAACAAAGACUAGAAUUGUACUGGCUGAUAGUAAAAUCCAUAUACUCGGUUCUUUUCAAAACAUACAAUUAGCAAGAAGAGCUAUAUGUAAUUUAAUUUUGGGUAGUCCUCCUUCAAAAGUUUAUGGACAAUUAAGGAAUGUAGCAAGUAAAAUUUCAGAACGAUUAUGAAAUAAACACAAGUUAAAUUGA
Molecule: messenger RNA, 840 nt
Organism: Apis mellifera (honey bee)
Lineage: Eukaryota; Metazoa; Arthropoda; Insecta; Hymenoptera; Apidae
Product: RNA-binding protein pno1
Exons: 3
Coding region: 100-819 (239 amino acids)
Cellular component (GO): nucleolus
Molecular function (GO): RNA binding
Source: RefSeq, a predicted model, not a curated record